CGGCGCAGGACGCCGCGUGCCGUACGGAGGCCGCAGGAAAGAUAAAGCCUAUUUUUCUGUGUGGAGAAUGGAUUGGCGGAGAGGAAGAAGUAGGAGUCCUGUGGGCAGUGGUUGCAGCAGCCCAGGACUUUCAGAGCUGUGCCAGGGCCACCCAGAACGCUGACUGACCCAGGGUCUGCACGGACCCGAGUGAGAGGAGGCACUCCUGGAAGGAACUCACAGAGGAUGACAACAUGGAGCAGAAACCUCAGGAUGGUAGAAAGGGCCCCCCUCACAGGGACGUGCCCCCCAUUGUGGGCCUGCUGCUCGCCAUGGCCCUCAUGAACAUGCUCCUCUACCUCUGCCUGGAUCGGUUCUUCAUCUCCCCUCGACGUUCUGCACUGGACCUGGAUCACUGUCCCCAUGGUUACUUCCGAAUGGGGCAGAUGAAAAACUGCUCUCCCUGGCUGAGUUGUGAGGAGCUAAGGACAGAAGUGAGGCAGCUCAAGCGAGUGGGGGAAGGCGCCGUGAAGAAAGUCUUCCUGUCUGAGUGGAAGGAACGCAAAGUUGCCCUGUCACGGCUCACCAGACUGGAGCUGAAAGAUGAUUUCCUCCAUGGUCUGCAGAUGCUGAAAUCCCUACAGAGUAAACACGUUGUCACUCUGGUUGGCUAUUGUGAGGAAGACAACACUAUUCUUACUGAGUAUCACCCCUUAGGUUCCUUGAGCAACCUAGAAGAGACCUUAAACCUUUCAAAGUACCAGAAUGUGAACACCUGGCAGCAUAGGCUGCAGCUGGCCAUGGACUACGUGGGCAUCAUUGACUACCUGCACCACAGCCCUCUGGGCACGCGAGUCAUGUGUGACUCCAAUGACCUGCCCAAGACGCUGUCCCAGUACCUGCUGACCAGUAACCUCAGCAUCGUGGCCAACGACCUGGACGCCCUGCCCCUGGUGAACCGCAGUUCCGGGGCACGAGUGAAGUGUGGCCACAGGCAGCUGCAUGGGGACUUUGUGGCCCCAGAGCAGCUGUGGCCCUAUGGAGAGGAUGUGCCUUUUCAGGAUGACCUCAUGCCCUCGCAUGACGAGAAGGUCGACAUCUGGAAGAUUCCAGAUGUCUCCAGUUUCCUUCUGGGGCAUGUGGAAGGCAGUGAUAUGGUCCGGUUCCAUUUGUUUGACAUCCACAAGGCAUGCAAGAACCAGUCUCCCGCAGAAAGGCCCACUGCCCGGGAUGUCCUGGAUGCUUACCAGGGGGUCUUGAAUUCACUCAGAGACACCCUGAUGUCCCAGACAAGAGAAAUGCUAUGAAAAUCCAUUGUAUCAGCGGAGAACAAGGUUGGGAUUUCAGGAACAGAUGAAAUAGUUACAGCAGUUCUAUGAUAGUGAGUUUUUUCGGUUCGACCAUGUGGUUCUUUUUCCACGUAUGGAUUUGAGCCAAUUCUACCUCUCCUGGCCAACUGGAUAGAAGGUGCUGAACGUGAGAAGAAGCUGGGCUUGGUUGAAGGCUGGCUUCACUUCCUACCGUAGAUGGUUCCAGAGGAAGAUGCAGAAGAGCAGCUGUCUAGCCAGUGUCUGACAAAAGUAGCAAAAAUGUUCCUACAGAGAGGCUUCACCUACCCCAAUAACAGAAUUCAUAAGCCUCAGAGAUAGCUGUAGAAAGGAACUUUCUAGAUGACAGUAUGGGAAAGAAACUUGUAGUAGUUCUCCAAAGAACAUUUUGCUUCCACAUUUAUUUUAGAUGGUAAUCAAUGUAUCCUGGUCUUGGGAUAUCCGUGAAGACCAUCUUUACUAUCUAAAUAAUUGUUCUGUGACAUCCUCUGCCAUCUCUUUCCAGUGAGCUGAAGGAGAACUCUUGACAGUCUGCUCUUAGAAAUUGCAGGUAGGUAGGAAUAUUUAAAACUGCAAGUAUGAGGAAUGAGGAAAAGUGUGUAUGUGUUACUGCAUACUACCUUCCUGCUGGGUUUUCUGCGUCCAAAAUGAAUUGUUGUGAAAAGUUUACAUCAGCAGUGUCUCAUUGCUGAAAGUGUCAAGCCCUUCUAAUCAGGUUGCAUGGUCGAAUUCUUGAGAAAGCUCCUUCUUGUGUCAGCACCCUUAGUGGCAGGGAAUGACCGCUUUAAUGCGCACUGACCAGCACGGAGAAGGUGUGCAAGCUGACAUGGGGGCAGAGAUGUCCUGCCCUCUCCUGAACUUGAGCAGGGUCAGGAUUAUAGACACACAGGACUGGGCCCACCCAGGGUCUGAACUGGAGGUCCAGGAGGUGUUUGAGACUUGGCAUUUCUAAGAGGUUCCCAGGUGAUGCUGGUGCUACUGGCCUGGGGCCACAGCCCUAAACUACCAGUGCCACAGGCAGCAGGCUAGAGCAGGUUAUCAGUACCAUUCCCUACACCUCUGCCUGGGGUAUUGGGUCCUGUGGUUCAUCACUCUGUGUGUCCAGUUAUGUCAGCUGUCAUUUUUUGAUAUUAAAUUUCUGCCACAGUGCAUUGGAAUAGCAGCAGACAAGAAGAUGUGGAGAAUUGGAGCUGCUUUGGAAAACAGUCUGGCAGUUCCUCCAAGAUUAAAAAAAGAGUCGCCAUGUAAUCCAGCAUUUCUGCUCUUAUCUGUGCCAAAGAAAAUUGAAAACAUUUCUACACAAAACUUGUUACAUGAAUACUCAGAGCUACAUUUCUCUCAGUAGACAAAGGAUGGGAAUGCCCUGGCUGGGGCGUGGAGAAAGGAGUGUCAUAUAGCCAUGUGGUGGGCUAUAGGACACAGAAACGGAGGAGUGCUGAUGCGUGUUGCAGUGCGAAUGAGCCUGGACAAUGAAGCUACAAAAGACCACCUGCUGCGUGAUUGCAUGUAUAUCAAAUGUACAGAGUGGGCAAAUUUCAUAGAACUGGAAAGUAGAUCAGUGGUUUCCAGAGACUGGCAAAGGAUCAGGGCAAUUGCUAAUGGGCACAGAGUUUUCUUUUUGGACUCAUGAAAAUGUUCUGAAAUUGUAUAGUGGUAAUAGUUGCACAAUGCUAUGAUUAUACUAAGUAAUACUGAGUUGUAACAAAAGGGGCAGAUUGUAUGGUGUGUGCAUUAUGUCUCAAUAAAGCUGGGGGAGACCCCACUUCUGCGGCAAGGCCCCGCGUCCCUUACUCCCUGCACUUGGCACAGGUAGUUACUGUGUGGAGCUGCUGUCGCUCUUGUUUGGGGUUUUCCUUAGGUCUUAGACUUUGCGUCGGAGCAAGAGUAUUUUGUUUUUAAAUAUUGACACGUGCUAAAAUGAAUGACAUGACGUGGGACAAGGACACUGCUAAGAUCAGAUCUGAGUUAUAAUGCUAACUUUUCCUAAUGCAUCAAACAAAAUGAGAGUUUGGGUGGGAGUUGUUUCCAACUUGCUCUAACUUCUGUCUGAUGCUUCCUAAUUCCAGGGCCAGACACAGCAGGGUCUUUGCCUUGUGCUCAGAUAAAUUCAGCACCAGUAAAACUGCAAACUCCUAGAGGAAGUAACAUCCUAAAACAGUGAUGUCAUUGCCAGGGCGCUUGCCUCUCAUUCAACACAAGUACAGUCAGGAAAAGAGUAAACGAGGGUUUACUUGCUUGCCUCUUACAAGCAAACAGACGAUGCAGUGUGCUUUCCUUUUCUUUGCCCUACUCCAAGUCUUUUGGGUCUUUUUAA
Molecule: messenger RNA, 3621 nt
Organism: Condylura cristata (star-nosed mole)
Lineage: Eukaryota; Metazoa; Chordata; Mammalia; Eulipotyphla; Talpidae
Gene: POMK
Product: protein-O-mannose kinase
Exons: 5
Coding region: 234-1286 (350 amino acids)
Biological process (GO): carbohydrate phosphorylation; protein O-linked glycosylation; protein phosphorylation
Cellular component (GO): endoplasmic reticulum membrane
Molecular function (GO): protein kinase activity; ATP binding; carbohydrate kinase activity
Source: RefSeq, a predicted model, not a curated record